UUAACCCGAACUGGUGGUGGUUUCAGAUCUGGCCCAUGGCAGCGGCGGAUGAAUGGAUGCAGAAAGGCCCCUUAGAAUGGCAAGAUUACACUUACAAAGAAGUCAGAGUGACAGCGAGCGACAAGGAGUACAGAGGAUGGCUUCUAACCACAGACCCCGUCUCGGCCAAUAUCGUCCUCGUGAACUUCCUUGAAGAUGGCAGCAUGUCUGUGACCGGAAUUAUGGGACAUGCUGUGCAGACUGUUGAAACUGUGAGUGAAGGGGACCAUGAGGUGAGAGAGAAGCUGAUGCAUUUGUUCACGUCGGGAGACUCCCAAGCAUACCAUGUUGAGGAUCUGGAAAAUCGAAAGAACAGCCUAAAGAAAUGGCUCGAGAAGAACCACAUCCCUGUCACUGAACAGGGAGAUUCAUCCAGGACUCUCUGUGUGGCUGGGGUCCUGACCAUAGACCCACCGUAUGGUCCAGAAAAUUGCAGCAGUUCUAAUGAGAUUAUCCUGUCCCGUGUUCAGGAUCUUAUUCAAGGACAUCUGGCAGCCUUCCAAUGAGAGGCCAAGGACUAUGGAUCACUGAAGUAAGACUUCUUUUUUUUCCCCCCUUUAUAAAAUGUCUUGAACGUUAAGGCCAUCAUAUUAUGGGACUUUAAAGGCACACAGUGUGUGUGUUUUAAUUUGUUGUUUUGGUAAAAUCAAAGAGAUGGACUAUGAGUGCUAAUAAACAAGUGAACUGUGGCAAGGAUAACAUCACAUGCAACAAAAUUAGCACAGGGACAUCAGAAUUGUUUAAAUCUUUUCUUUUGAUGGGGCUAUAUCUCCAUUUUUGUUAGAUUUGCAAGAACUGUAUUUGGAACAAAUGCAACGUUACAUUCAAUAUAAAGUAUAUUAAGUCCUUUGCACUAAC
This is a messenger RNA of Miniopterus natalensis, 897 nucleotides long. NCBI's taxonomy places the organism in Eukaryota, Metazoa, Chordata, Mammalia, Chiroptera, Miniopteridae. The record is from RefSeq and is a predicted model, not a curated record.